GCAUGGCAGUGAUUUAGGAUGAUAGCAUCUCAUGAUAACAUAUGACAAAUCUGAAAUAUUUUUUUAUGUUAAUGAAGAUACCACCAUUCUCUCGAGUGAACAUUCAUGUUUUGACCAAAGGAAGAAAGACGCUCAAAAUGCUCUGCUUUUGCUUGAAAACUACAAGAAGAAAUUGGACUCUAAAAACGAAAGACACACCGAACCAUUAAAAUUUGCCAUAGAUAAAGUAAUCGAUACUUUCAAAAGCGAUUUGUUCAAGGCUCUCUUAGAUAUCCAAGAAUACUACGAAACGACCCUGAUUGAAGAAACGAUAAAAAACGAAUCAAUUGUCACUGGAAUUUUAACGAUUGGGGACGAAUGCGAUAAAAAUAUAAAACCGACUAAAGAAGAGUACAACUGUUAUGAAACCGGCGAGUUUAUGGUUGACGAAGAUGAAAUGAAAUAUGACACUACCUCUGAUUCCUCGUCAUCUUCUCCCCUGGAUGAAAAAGAAGAACGAGUGAGAAAAAAUGGAAAAGUCAUAAAGGGGAAGAAAAUCAAUUUAAGAAACAAAAAAGAUUCACUCAAAAGUCAGAAUCACGUUCUCGAACACGUUAAUCAUCAUCAUCAUCACCACCAUCAUUGCAAGAAAAAUUCGAAUAAACGGGGAAACGAUGUUGAACACUCUAAUAUAAAAGCGAACGGAAAGGUUACCAGGGAAGACCCAGAUAGCCGAAUACAUAAAAAUGAAAAAAGUCAUAAAUAUGAUAAAAAUAACAAAAAAUGUGGGAACUCCAAUUUCAAGAAAUUCGAUUUGGGAAAUGACGUAGGAACUAUGCCUAAUAAUAUUAACGGGAAUCAUGAUGAUGUAAACGGAAGAUUCAAAAAAGGAUAUAGUAACAACGAUGAUCAUGAUAAAAAAUACCACGAGGAUACAAAAAAUUCUUUGGAUUUCAAAAAAACUAAUCAAGACACUAUUAUAGUCUCCCCGGUCACCACUAUAACUGGAAGAAAUGAGCAGCAAACGAAGCAUGAUGGAAUGAAUAAUCUUGACGACGAGAAUAAUGGAGGAGGGGAGUUCACUUCCGACUUAGAUUCCCAAGCAAGUUCUUCCGAUAGCUAUUCGGUCAGCGAUUCUGAUCGCGGUAACUCGUAUACCAUUGAAAACGAUUUAUUAACCAACAAAGAAACGAGGGUAGAUUCUUCUGACAAGGACAAUCAUUUACAUACGAAUUUGGAUAUAAAUGGAGAGAAUAGAGGAAUUCGCAGGACGGAAAUGAACCGAACUAAUUUACCGCCAAAGGAUAAGGCCGGUGAGCAUUCCGAAAAAUGUAUCGUUAAAAACAAGCUGAGCGAAAGUUACGGCAGAGAUUCUUCGUUUUUGACGUGGGAAUAUCACACUAUUACACUGGAUAAACACGGUAAAGGUUUGGGAUUCAGCAUAAGCGGAGGAACCGACAACAACACUUCUAUCCAAUUUCCGGCUGGACAUAACUUAGAAAUUGGCUCCUCUAUUGUUCUUACCAAAUUGAUUCCAGGUGGUACUGCUUUGAAAGAUGGUAGACUAAAGAUGGAUGACAUUAUACUCAAAGUCAACCAAAUGGACCUGACUAAUGUUACCCAUGAUGAAGCUGUCGAAAUCCUCAAGAAAUCCAUCAAUAUCGUUACCUUGCAUAUCAAACGUAAGAAACUUGUUCAAGACCAUAUGAUCAUAACUUUGAAGAAGGGGGACCUAGGUUUAGGUUUUAGCAUAAGUGGCGGUGUAGGCAACGAACACAAAGCAGACGAUUGCGGAAUUUAUAUCACGAAAAUUAUUCCUGGAGGUGUGGCCGAUUUGAAUGGGCAAUUGAGAGUCGAGGAUAAAUUAUUGAAGGUAAACGAUAUAGAUUUAAGUCACACCAGUCACGAAUACGCUGUUUUGGCCUUAAAAUCUCUCAAAAAUGAUAUAUCAGUGCAGUUACUGGUUUACAGGGAAGAAGAACAAGAUAAAGUCACAAAUAAAAAUACUUCUUCAAUCAUACGAUGCGAUCUAAACGAGUACACCGACACAAACCCGAAUCUUUUUCCAAGCCCUAAAAUUUCUUAUUCUUCCUCGCUAAAACAUCAACAAAAUGACGAAAUCGACCAUGUCAACACACUAUCUCACGAUGAUCACCAUUUUGGUACCCCUAUUAUUCCCUUAGAAAUGAUCGCCGUUAAAAAACAGCAAAAAUACAGAAGUCCGCUCAUAACCGAGCUUAGGCAAAAGCUAAACAUCAGGGAUGAGGAAAGUGAAAUGGCUUCAGGAGAAGAAAAGAAUGAUCAGGAUAUCGAAAAAGAUGCGAUAGAUUUAAAAAUUAGGCAUACUGGCAAUGUUUUAUGUCUAGAAAAUGGAAUGAACAUGGAAUCAAAUCUCAACAAUGUAGGAUCUUCACCUAGAGUUUUGCGAAAAUUGGAAAAAAGGUACCAUAAAUCCGCCAUAAGGAGGGUUGUGCUAAACAGAUGCCCGAACUACCAAAACCUCGGUUUCGACAUUAUAGGUGGUCAUUCUAGGACAUUGGAACAAUGUAAAACUCAACCCGUCCACCCCAAGGACGGUAUAUUCAUAUCCCACCUGUUGGAAAACGGACCCGCAACCCUUUCCAAUAGGAUUUAUGUCGGCGACCAAAUUUUGGCCGUCAAUGAGGUGGAUCUGACUCAAUGUGGUCACGAGGAAGCCUCUAGAAUACUCAAAAAUGCUGGGGCCAUCGUCACACUCUACCUGAUGGAAAACCUUCAAGACUUCAAAUGGUAUGAAAAUUCUCGAACCAUGAGUAUAGGUGACUCCAACAUACCCAUAACAGAAGGACAGAAGACGCCGAUCAAUCCCGAACCGAGAGGCGAUUCGGACCACCACGAUAAGUCGUCGUCUUUAUUAAGCGGCAGCCUUAAAACUUCUCAAAAGAGGUGUCUUUACGUUAGAGCUCUGUUCGACUAUGAUCCUUCUAAAGACAGGUCAGAUUUGCCAGGGCCGGGCUUGCCUUUCAAAACAGGUGACCUUCUUGAUUUGCUGAAUGCCAGCGAUGACCAAUGGUGGAAGGCUAGAAAAUUUAUUCCCCAGAGAGAUUUUUAUUCCUUCCCCGCUAUCGAUAAUAGCUAUCUAGCGUACGAUAGGCUUCCUUUCGGAAAUCAACCUUACGAUAGUCAUCAUCGCGUGGACGGAGAUGCAAAAGCUGGCGGGGAUAACGGGAUAAAAAUUAACGGAAAUGGGAUGACGAUCAAUGGUAUCCAUAAUCAUGCAGAUCAAGACCAUAACACCGAAAAUCACGUGAACGACGGUGAGAAUAGCUCCGGUAUCAAUAUAGGAUUGAUUCCCAGUUUUAAUAGGGUAAGACGGAAAGAAAAAUACAGGAAUAAAACAGUCAAAUUCAAAGGAAAUUUCCCUAAAGAAGAAUCUUCCAUAAACGACAUUUCUUUCGAAUCAUACAAAAGCGAUUCAAACAACCCAUUCACCAAUGACAAUUCUAAGAAAAAGAAAAACAAUUUCACUCUUUUUACCAAAAAGUUUCCUUUUACAAAAGGCAGGGAAUAUUUGCUAAACGAAGAUCCCAUCACUAAUACUAACAUAGUUACUACGAAUAGCAAAAUUUGCGAAAAAUUCCCUAAUAUCAUUAGCGAAAGCGAUAAUAGUCUCAACAAACUAACGGACGAAUUUCAAUAUUUAAACAAUAACAACGAACACCUGUUAUCGUACCAACCCGUCACCUUAAAACCAAUUCCUUACAAAAGGCCCAUCAUUCUACUUGGCCCCCUGAAAGACAGAAUAGGAGACGAAUUAAUUCAAAAAUAUCCAGAAACCUUCGCUAAUUGCAUUCCUCACACUACUCGUACCAUGAGACCUCACGAAAUAGACGGGCGAGAUUAUCAUUUCGUCACCGAGGGCCUCGAUAAAAUGAAGCAAGAUAUCAGGGAUGGUCACUUUAUAGAGGCCGGUCAAUAUAAUUCCAACCUUUAUGGAACUUCUUUUCAAGCCAUCAAAGAUGUGGCUUUUGUUCAGAAAAAGCAUUGUAUCUUAGACGUAAGUGGUAAAGCUAUCAGAAGAUUGGUAGAUCAAAAUAUAUUCCCUAUUGUUAUCUUCAUCAAUCCUCUCUCUCAUAUAGCACUUACUGAACUAAAUCCUGAGAUGAGUGAGGAAGAAGCGCUCAAUGUUUUCGAUAAAGCUCAAACCAUUCAAAGGGAUUUUCAACCUUAUUUCAAUGCUGUAAUACCUACCAAUUCUUAUCAACAAAUUUUCAAUCAAGUACUCAAUGUUAUAGCCGAAAAUAAAGAACUCAAAGUGUGGACAGAUUCCGAGGAAAUUUUAUAAAAUAAAAAAAAUGUUUACAAACAUAACUUAUUUAUAAUUAAAUUUCAUGUUACAAAAAUGUAAUAUUAUUACCUUAUAUAUAUAAAUAGUUAUGAAAUGAUUAAAUCUUAUAAUAUAAAAUAAGGAAAAGUAUUGUUGAAAAAAAUAAUAUAAUAUACCAUUUUGAAUUAUA
Messenger RNA from Gordionus sp. m RMFG-2023, 4475 nucleotides. RefSeq names its product disks large homolog 2-like. Gene Ontology annotation, cellular component: cell junction; basolateral plasma membrane. The transcript has 26 exons. Bases 32 to 4303 code for a protein of 1423 amino acids. The record is from RefSeq and is a predicted model, not a curated record. NCBI's taxonomy places the organism in Eukaryota, Metazoa, Nematomorpha, Gordioida, Chordodea, Parachordodidae. Gene Ontology annotation, biological process: cell-cell adhesion; establishment or maintenance of epithelial cell apical/basal polarity; embryo development. Gene Ontology annotation, molecular function: protein binding.